CUCAGCUGCUCCUCACCAGUCCUGCCCUCCAGACCCUUCCCCACCCCGUGCCCUGCAGCACAGCUGGGGGUGUAGAUGCAUCCCUAGGCUGGGAGUGGGACAGGGCCCCACAGCCCAUAGGCACAGCCACGUCCCCACCACAGCUGUUCCCCCACAGACAACGGCCGUGUUGUGGCUGCUCCCCCUGGGCCCACGUUUCCGCAUUGCCCAACUUCAGGGCCAAUAAAAGGCAUUGGGAGCACGGGGUGGGCACGGGGUGAGGAUGCUGAGCUGCUGGGUGCUGCUGCUGGCGCUGCUGGGGGGGGCCUGCGCCCUCCCGGCCCCCCUGGGCUACUCCCAGGCUCUGGCCCAGGCUGUGGACUCCUACAACCAACGGCCUGAGGUGCAGAAUGCCUUCCGGCUGCUCAGCGCCGACCCCGAGCCCGGCCCGAACGUCCAGCUCAGCUCCCUGCACAACCUCAACUUCACCAUCAUGGAGACGCGGUGCCAGGCGCGCUCGGGCGCCCAGCUGGACAGCUGCGAGUUCAAGGAGGACGGGCUCGUCAAGGACUGCGCUGCGCCCGUGGUGCUGCAAGGCGGCCGCGCCGUGCUCGAUGUCACCUGCGUGGACUCCAUGGCUGACCCUGUCCGCGUCAAGCGCGUCUGGCCGCUGGUCAUCAGGACUGUGAUUGCAGGAUACAACCUCUACCGGGCGAUCAAGAAGAAGUGAAACAUCCCCAGAGCCACUGUUAGCACUGUUCCUUUGCUGCCUUCCAUCCAAUAAAAGUCUUUUCUGGCC
Messenger RNA from Gallus gallus (chicken), 778 nucleotides. It is a transcript of the gene CATH1, whose product is annotated as cathelicidin-1. The record is from RefSeq and is marked provisional. Gene Ontology annotation, biological process: antimicrobial humoral immune response mediated by antimicrobial peptide; defense response to Gram-negative bacterium; defense response to Gram-positive bacterium. Gene Ontology annotation, molecular function: lipopolysaccharide binding. Lineage: Eukaryota; Metazoa; Chordata; Aves; Galliformes; Phasianidae. Gene Ontology annotation, cellular component: extracellular region.